Messenger RNA from Racocetra persica, 415 nucleotides. The record is from the annotation of a GenBank genome assembly. NCBI's taxonomy places the organism in Eukaryota, Fungi, Glomeromycota, Glomeromycetes, Diversisporales, Gigasporaceae.
GUAGAUGUUAGAUCAAGUCGAAGUGGGUAUUUUUAUUUAGGAUUUGAAAAUGAAUAUUCUUCAAGCUAUUCAAUAUAUAAUAAAGGAAUUCUUCUGGAUACCAUUGACCCCAAGGUUCAUGAAUUAUCUGAUGAGGUUCGUAGAACCAAUGAUUCAAGCCUUGAUGAACUUGUUAAUGUACUUAAUAAUACGCACCAUCUUCCUAAUUCGAUGAAAGUUGAUGAAUUCCUUACAAUGAGUGAGAAGAAUCUUGUUUAUGAGAUUCCUCUGGAUGACCAGAUUAUUAAAGAGUUUGCAUAUACAUUCAGAAGAGAUAAGGGAGCUAAAAAUAUAGAUGAUGAAGGCAUUGAGAUCAUGGAUGAUGAAAGGGAUGAUAGCAUUGAAAUUGCAAUUGUUAGUAGUAGUUCUGCAUUAA